UUCCUUUUUGCUUUUUCUCUGUUUCGGUCACCCAUCCCUCUGACUUGUCUUUGGGUUGGGUCCGAGUUUCAGCAUGGUCGUGUCCUUUAAUAGGACCAUCGACGUUGACUGUCAGGGGCUCCCUGAGGAGGUACUUUUCUCGGAAGCGGUUGGUUUGUUGCUGGGUUUUUUUGACCGUGAGUCUGACCAUCGGGUGGCUGCGGUGCAGGCAUGUCCUGGCCGUGUUGCGAGAGUCACUUUUGCUGAGAACGGCGAUGCUGCUAAGUUAUUUUUUGAGGAGCUAGGUGUCAUCAAGUUGGGCGAUGUAGAGUGUAGGGUGGUUAAACCCCCUCCUCCUCCUCCCCAGCUUACUACUGUUGUAGUCUCUUGGUUUCCCUUUGAGGGAUCAAACGACGCCAUCAGCACAGCUUUGUCUGCAUAUGGUACGGUCAAAUCUGUUCGCAAUCAGGUUUGGCCCGGAAGGCCUUCAGUGUCCACCGGGUCACGCAUCGUCCAAAUGGUCAUUAGGAAUGUCAUUCCACCGUUUAUCCCUAUCCGCGGUGUUCGUUGUAAAACUUGGUAUAGGGGGCAACCCCUCCAGUGUGGGACUUGCCGGAAAGUUGGCCACAAGUCAGCUGAUUGUCCUCUCAAAGGAAAAUGCUUCCGGUGUCAUCAAGAUGGGCACUUGGCUCGGAAUUGUAAGGUGACCGUGGCUGCUCCAGCUGAGGCUGACGCCCCUGUUACAGAGAACGGUGUGGCUGUUCCUCCGGUGAAGAGCACUCCCGCCGAAGAAGAGACCCCCGACACUGCUAUUGAAGACUCUGAAGAUGAAGUUGGUUCACCUCCAGACUCUGAUGCAAGCGAAGACCGGUUCGCCUCUUGUGAAACGACUGGAAAUGAGAAUAUUAUAUCAGCAACCGAGGGUUUUGCUAACCCUGCUGACUCUGACAUGGCUGGUGAAAGUGGUCCCUGGACCACUGUUUCCCGGAAACGCCCCGCUUCCUCUGUUCCCGUUUCAGUUAAGAGGACUCAACAGGCCCCAUCUAAAAGUCCUGUGGUUUCACCCAUGAGUGAUAUCCGCAAUGGCCCUGAUGUUUUCCUUGAAGUUCCGGAAUUGGCAGCCUGUUCUGCAGACCACCGUGCAAUCCUGUGGGAGAUUGCGGUUGAUUAUCGUAAACCGCCUGAUCAGCGAAAACGUUUUUGCCGUUGGACUUCAGAUCCCCGCUUUAUUGGUUUGAAAGAUGAGGACUUUAAGACUGCUAUAAAAUUUUUCAACAAAAAGUUCCCAAAGUAAUUAAUUAAGGUCAUAAAAAGAAAAACAAAAGAAAAUAAUUAGUUAAGUAAUGAGCGGGUGUGUUUAAUUUUUGGGUGUGAGUGUGUUAAUUUUUAAGUGAGGUGGGGUUCGAUUCCCCAGCGAG
This is a messenger RNA of Stylophora pistillata, 1397 nucleotides long. RefSeq lists its product as uncharacterized. NCBI's taxonomy places the organism in Eukaryota, Metazoa, Cnidaria, Anthozoa, Scleractinia, Pocilloporidae. The record is from RefSeq and is a predicted model, not a curated record.